Drosophila nasuta is the source of this 6569-nucleotide messenger RNA. RefSeq lists its product as uncharacterized. Gene Ontology annotation, molecular function: peptide binding; zinc ion binding; metalloaminopeptidase activity. NCBI's taxonomy places the organism in Eukaryota, Metazoa, Arthropoda, Insecta, Diptera, Drosophilidae. The record is from RefSeq and is a predicted model, not a curated record. The transcript has 12 exons. Bases 893 to 6367 code for a protein of 1824 amino acids. Gene Ontology annotation, biological process: proteolysis; peptide catabolic process. Gene Ontology annotation, cellular component: membrane; cytoplasm.
AUAUCGGUCUAUUGCAUAUAUUCUAUAAACAAAAUAUGAAACACUGGAAAGUUUACUCACUAUUGUGAUGCGAUUACUUCUUAAUUAAUAUAGACAUGGGAAAGAAUGUUGAUAAUGUUAGAAGACAACAUUAUUCGCAGUACGAUUUUUGUGAUCGUAAAUCCGACAGUCGCAUAUUUAUUUAGUCCUUUUGGUGGCCUAAUUAUAAACUAAAUGAGAUAUACUUUGAAUUACGGAACAACAUAAUAAUAGCUAAAUUAUAUAUCAUUUUAUAACACACACAUUAUGCGGUCAAACGCUCUUUACGUGAAAACCAGUUCGAGAAAGUUUCGAAAACGUGAAUUCAAAUUAACGCUGAAGCGUUUGAAAAACUAGUCGCUUUGACAAACUUCCGUUGUUGAGUAAAGAAUCCAGCAAAUCUGACUAAUUAUCAUAACAAUAUCUACAAGGAACAACAUCUGACGUCUCAUUAUUUAAAUAUAUUUCAACAAGAAAAAUUAUUUACCUGGAAUGUGACUGCGUGCUGCUUAGGGUAUAGAAUUUCGUAUUAUAAGCAACAAAUUCGCAUAUACUAUAAUUUAAUAAAAUCGUCACUAAUGAUGUUUAAAUUUAUGAAAUUUAUGAAAUUAAGGAACACAUAAAAAAAAUAUAUCAUCUUCGAUUCAAACUUUUACCCUAUGGAUAGAGCGUAUCAAUUCGAUUUGCGAGGGCAAAAAAAAUAUCAGAAUAAAACCAGCUUCAACCAAUUAAAAAAUUUUAAAUUCAAAUUAGCAAUGAAACGUAUACAAAGAUAUAAUAUAAUUUCCAGUUAAUUCGCGUUUUAUAAUUUAAAUAGCUGCUUAAAUAUAUAAAACACAAAAUCUUCAGUUCCAGUAUUGAACUAGCUUUUAUUAUGAAAGGUUCUUUUUGUCGUUGGCAGUUGCUUGUCGCUGCUAUAUCACUGACGUUGAUAAGCAUAAGUGAAUGUAAUAGUUACCGCCUCAGUAGAAGUGUAUUGCCAUCUUUCUACAAUUUAACCAUUAAUGUCAAAGAAGAAGGACAUGAAAGAUUUGGUUAUAAAUUUUACGGCGAAGUUGCAAUAACUUUACAAACUAAUCAAAGUGAUAUUUAUGAAAUAACCCUUCACAAGGACUACCUUUACAUGUCAAGCUGUGUAGUUUAUAAUAAGGAUGGUGCUGUGCACCAAAAUGUUACAAUAGAUUCACUAAAAUCUAAUCGGACAACACAACAGUUUACAGUGCCUCUGGUAGAGCCAUUGACUCCCAAUGAGAACUAUACUCUAUAUUUCAAAUACACUGGAUAUUUUGGCAAUCAUGACACAGGUCUGUUUUCAUCAUCAUACGAAACCAACGAAGACGAGUAUCACACAGUUUACUUAACACAACUGAAGGGUCAGUAUGCGCGAUCUGUGUUUCCUUGUUUCGAUGAACCUACAUUUAAGGCAAAGUUUCAACUUCAUCUUGGUCGACUAAGUAAGUAUAAUGCCGUCAGUAACACCAGAUUGAUAAGAACAACAAAAGAAGAAAAUGACAGUUAUGUGGAUCAUUUUGAUAUCACGCCAAUUAUGUCUACAUAUCUAUUGGCCUUUGUAAUAUCCGAGUACCAAGCUCGAGGCAAUCUCAGUGAAUUUGCUAUUUUAUCUGCGCCUGAGAAUUAUAAUUACACAGAGUUCAGUUACAAUGUUGGUGAACGCGUGAUAGCUGCUUACAACGAAUUGUUCCAGAUGCCUUAUAAACAACUAGGAAAUGAAGUCCUGCUCUUUGCAACUAAGCAUUGGACCCUCAACAAUAACAACAUGGAGAAUUGGGGCCUUAUAAUAUUUAAAGAAGAUAUGCUGAUCCAUAGGCCUGGUUACACUGACGGUCUCAGCCACAAAGAGCUCACUAUUCGAAUGAUUGCACAUGAAAUAGCUCAUAUGUGGUUUGGAAAUAGUGUUACCUUAUCCUGGUGGAGUCAUUUCUGGUUAAAUGAAGGCUUUGCUCGAUUUUACGAGAUCUUUAUGACCGAUCAGAUCUACAACUAUAAAUAUCACGUGGAAGAACAGUUUGUUGUAGAUAAUCUUCAGAGAAUCCUUGAAAAGGAUGCAGUGGCUACUUCUUUGCCCUUAACUAGUCCCGAGAUCGCCAUACAAUUUUCUUAUAAAAUCGACAACGAGACCAACUUCUUCCCAUAUGACAAGGGUGCUAGCAUCAUUCGAAUGUGGCGAAAUUUAAUGGGAAGCGACAACUUUAACAAAUCUAUCAACAGUUACCUGAAGCAAUAUCAUUUAAAAAACACAAAUCCCAGCGAUUUGUUCGCUCAUCUCAAGCAAAACUGGCCAGCUCAGCCUGAAGUUGAUUUGGAUACAUUCUUUUCAGACUUCACGGAGCAGGUGGGCUACCCAAUGCUCAUUGUGAACAUCACCCAGGAUAACCAAAAAAUAGUUCUACACCAAAAACGUUUUCUAUACGAUUAUGAAGACGGUAGUGAUGCUACUUUACGUUACACCAUUCCAAUUGCCUUCACAACGAAUCUGGAUCAAAGCUAUUAUAAUCUGACACCUUACACGUACUUCAAUAAGAAUGAUACUACAGUUGAAAUUUCUUUUGAAAAUCCCAUUGAAUGGAUUAUCAUAAACCAAAAGCAAUCCAACUACUAUCGAGUUUUUUACGAUCAACCAAUUCUCACCCAAAUUAAACAAUUAUUUUCCACAUCUAGAAGCCGACGUAUCCCAGCUACGACUAAGGCACAAAUCAUUGAUGAUCUCUUUAACUUUGCAUACGCUGGAAUGAUCGAUUAUGCAGAUGUCUUCGAAUACUUAGAAUAUUUGAGAUACGAAUUCAAUUAUGUUCCCUGGAACGCAGCCUACCACGGUAUGGAGAGAGUAGUUCAGCGAUUAACCCCACAACAGCUGCCUUAUUUUGAGAAAUACCUUACAAAUAUUACAACUGGGAUUUUUAAUGAACUAUCAGCAAAAUCAAGCAGCUCUGAUAGCGUGAUGGAUGUCUAUAAUCGAGUCUUGCAUGUAUCAUGGCUGUGUAAAUACCAGAAUACCAAUUGUAAUAAGCAAGUGGAACUUCUUUUUCUGGGAAAUCUUGAAAAGCCAUCCCCCGACUAUCGUGAGAUAUUUUAUUGUGCAGUUUCACGAACGGAUGCUCAUGCCCGCCUAUGGGAUUUAUAUCAUAAUGAGACCGAUUCUGAUCAGAAGAAUCUUCUUUCGCGGGCUAUAAGCUGUUCAAGGGACUAUACAAUAUAUUUCAAACUCGAAUUAUUCCAUUUAUUACGUCAUUCCGAACAGUUCAUCGGUUUGAUAACGAUCUAUCAACAAAAUCCUGAUUUAAUUGAUCCCAUAUUUUCUAUGAUAAGAGAGAACAUUGGGGAACUUGUCGACAGAUUGGGCCAGUAUGAGAUGUUCAAAAUCUUGAGUGAUAUGGUUGAUAAUUUUACAACGCGGGAGCAAGAAAAACAGUUUACAAUCUUUAUAGACAAAAACAUUAAAAGAUUUGAUAAAUGGGCACAUACCGACAUACAGUUAUUCCCGACAACAAUUCGAAAGAAUCUGGAAUGGGCAGAACAGCGAUUGGGCAAGCUAGUGAACUAUCUAGUAAAGAGGAAUGAGGCAGUUAAUUUAAAUAGCUGCGUAUAUCUAACAAAACACAAAAUCUUUAGAAUCAGUAUUGAGCAAGCUUUAAAUAUGAAAGGUUCGAUUCUUCGUUUGCAGCUCCUCAUAGCUGCUAUAUUAGUGACUCUGAUAGCCAGAAACGAAAGUGAUGGCUACCGUCUUAGAAGAAGUGUAUUGCCAUCUUUCUACAACUUAACCAUUAACAUACAAGCAUCAAGGAAUGGAGGAUUGGGCUACUCAUUUAUCGGCGAAGUCGCGAUUACUUUACAAACUAAUCAAAGUGACAUUUACGAAAUAACACUUCAUAAGGACUCUCUUGACAUAUCGAGCUGUUUAGUUUAUAAUAAGGAUGGCAUCUUGUACCAAAAUGUUACAAUUACUUCACUCAAGUAUGACCAGGAGACACAUCUGCUAACAGUGCCUCUGUUGGAGGCAUUGACUGCCAAUGAGAACUAUACUUUAUUUUUUAAAUACACUGGCUAUGUAAAAAGCAGAGGGCAAGGUGUAUUAUCUGAAUUCUACAAAACCGACAAGUAUCACAGCAUUUAUAUAACACAAUUGGAGCCCGUAUAUGCCCGCUUAGUAUUUCCUUGUUUCGAUGAACCUGCAUUUAAAGCAAAGUUUCAACUUCGCCUUGGUCGGCCAAGUGAAUAUAAUGCCGUCAGUAACACCAGAUUGAUAGGAACAACAAAAGAAGGAAAUAACAGUUAUGUGGAUCAUUUUGAUGUCACACCAAUUAUGUCUACAUAUCAAUUGGCUUUUGUAAUAUCCGAGUACCAAGCUCGAGGCAAUCGCAGUGAAUUUGCCAUAUUAUCUGCGCCUGAGAAUUAUAAUUACACAGAGUUCAGUUUCAUUGUUGCAGAACGCGUGAUAGAUGCCUAUAAUAAAGUAUUUGAAAUGCCCUAUAAGAAUCUGGGAAAUGAGGUUCUGCUAUUUGCGACUUCAGGUUGGUUCGAUGAUAAUGCCAUGGAUAAUUGGGGUCUUAUUAUUUUAAGUGAAAAAAUUCUCGUCCAGAAGCCUGGCUACACUGACGGCCACACGAACAAAGAGAUCACAUGUCGGAAUAUUGCACAUGAAAUUGCUCACAUGUGGUUUGGAAACAGUGUUACUUUAUCUUGGUGGAACUAUUAUUGGGUUAACGAAGGCUUUGUUCGCUUUUACGAGAUCUUUCUAACUCAUCAGCUCUACCGCAAUUAUCACUUGGAUCAACAGUUUGUUGUAGAUAAUCUUCAAAGAAUCCUUGAAAAAGAUGCGGUAGCUGAUUCCUUGCCCCUAACCAGUCCCGAGAUGAGCGUACAAUCUCCCGCUGAAAUCAACAACCAGUCUAACGCCUUCACGCAGGAUAAGGGGGCCAGCAUAAUUAGAAUGUGGCGUAAUUUAAUGGGUGGCGAGAAUUUCAGGGAAUCCAUCAGAAGUUACCUGAAACAAUAUCAUUUGCAGAAUACAAGUCCAACCGAUCUGUUCGCUCAUCUAAAGCAAAACUGGCCAGCUCAGCCUGAAGUUGAUUUGGAUACGUUCUUUUUAGACUUCACGGAGCAGGUGGGCUACCCAAUGGUCAUUGUGAACAUCACCCAGGAUAACCAAAAAAUAAUCCUACACCAAAAACGUUUUCUAUAUAAUUAUGAAGACGGUAGUGAUGCCACUUUACGUUACACUAUUCCAAUUACCUUCGCAACGAAUUUGGAUCGCACAUAUAAUAAUCUGACACCUUACACGUACUUCGAUAAGAAUAAGUCUACGAUUGAGAUCUCUUUUAAAGAACCCAUUGAAUGGAUUAUCUUAAACCAAAAGCAAUCCAACUACUAUCGAGUUUUCUACGAUAAGCCCAUUCUCACCCAAAUUAAACAAUUAUUCUCUACAAUUAAAGGUCACCGCAUCCCAGUAGAGAAUAAGGCGCAGAUAAUUGAUGAUCUAUUUCACUUUGCGAAAGCUGGAAUGAUCGAUUAUGCUGAAGUCUUUGAGUUUAUGGAAUAUUUAAGUACAGAAAUCGAGCAUAUUCCCUGGCGCACAGCUUACGUUGGUAUGGAGCAAGUAGUUCGGCGAUUAACCCCUCAACAACUACCCCAUUUUGAAAAAUAUCUUAGAAAUAUUUCAUAUGUGGCUUUUAAUGAAGUUACUGCCAAAUCAAGUAGCUCUGAUAGCGUGUUCGAUGUGUAUAAUAGAAACUUGUUCGUGUCGUGGCUAUGUAAAUACCAGAAUGUCAAUUGUAUUAAUCAAGUGAAUGUUCUUUUUGAGGGGAGUCUUGAGAAGCCAUCCCCAGAUUAUCGGGAGACAUUUUACUGCGCAGUUUCACGGACUUCGGCUCAUGCUCACCUCUGGAAUUUAUAUAAUAUUGAGACAAAUUCCGACGAGAAAGAUCUUAUUUCGCGAGCUAUUAGCUGUUCAAGGGACUAUACGACAUAUCUUAAAGUGGAGGUAUUUCUUUUUGAAAAUGAUGACCAACAGGGAAUCGGUGUGAUUCAGAUGUAUCAACAAAAUCCGGAUUUAAUCACUCCCAUACUUUUGAUGAUAAGAGAGAACAUCUGGAAAUUUAUUGACAGAAUAGGCACAUUUCCGAUGUUCAUUGUUCUAAAGGACAUGGUUGAAUAUUUUACAACGCGGGAACAGGAAGAACUAUUUUCUGAUUUUGUUGAAAACAAAUCUCACUUAUUUGAUAAUAAAAGUGCAGAAACACUAAAAUCCGCUUUGACCACGAUACGUAAGAAUAUCGAAUGGGCAGAGCAGAGAUUGGGAAAGUUAGACAAAUAUCUGGCAAAAUGGAAUUAGGCACAAUGACAACUUUAAUUUCGAAAAAAUGUUAAAAUAUUUACGAUGCUGAAAAUCUUUAGGCCUUAAUAAAGGAUGUUAGGCCAUAUCCUUUGUAUUGAAAUUUACAACAGAAUAUAAUGUAUAGAUUUGUAGUAUUGAACUGUAAAUUUUUAUGGAAAAUAAGAAAUACACCAGAUUUUCAGCCAAAACUCCAUUGCAG